AAAAGUUUUAAGAAAGUUUAAUUGCUACAAGAGAUGAUAUGACAAGCUAAACCUUCUGUGUAAUAUUGAAUCAAGUUGCAUAUUCUCUUCGCCCAAGUUUCAUCAUAUGUAAAAUUAGGAGUGAAUGCUAUACAUGUAACGAAAUUAGAAGGCCAGGAGCACAAAAUGAUAUUGUUUAGCUCUUACUGAUAUUAUUCUAUUUUCUCUAUGAGAUAGGAGGGAACAAUAUCUUCUAAAACUGAUGGAGGAAGUGGAAGUGGUAGAAGUUUGAGAAAGGGGAGAUUUGAUGAAGCCCUCAUGGAGAAGUUUUUUCCUCUUAGUUUUGUCUCUUCCUUUAGAUUUCUCCUUUUCUAAAAACAAAAUUGAGGAGGCCUUCCCCAUCUUUUUCCUCCUUCUGUUUCCCCAUCUUCCCUCUUGGUCAGGUCUUCUGCCCAGGGCUGGGAGCUCCGCCCUCCGCGGGAGAGGGAGGGCCGGGGCGGAGCGAACAGAAGUGGGCGUGUCCUCUCCUGUCGACGUGCGGCCGUGAGGACGUUGCUUACGUCAGAGGACAUCCGGUCCGGCUCUCAGUACCCUGAAGCUGCUCGGUCCGCCUUCCGUGGGUUUAGUAGCGUUUCUCCACCCGGAGUCGUGGUCCAGGAAUAGAAUCUGGUGCUGCUGCGGGCCGGCCUCACGCUAUCCCUGCCCCUCGGCCCCCGGAGUGAGCCCGGCCUCCCUGCGAGGAAAGGGAAAAUGCCUAAAAAAAAGACUGGUGCGAGGAAGAAGGCAGAGAACCGCCGGGAACGUGAGAAGCAACUAAGAGCAUCAAGAAGCACUAUUGACUUAGCUAAACACCCAUGCAAUGCUUCAAUGGAAUGUGACAAGUGUCAGAGGCGGCAGAAGAAUAGAGCGUUUUGCUAUUUUUGUAAUUCUGUACAGAAGUUACCAAUUUGCGCACAGUGUGGGAAAACAAAGUGCAUGAUGAAGUCUUCAGACUGUGUCAUAAAACAUGCUGGUGUCUACAGUACCGGCCUCGCAAUGGUGGGUGCAAUAUGUGACUUCUGUGAAGCUUGGGUUUGCCAUGGUAGGAAGUGUCUCAGUACACAUGCCUGUGCCUGCCCACUUACCGACGCCGAGUGUGUGGAAUGUGAACGGGGUGUCUGGGACCACGGAGGGAGAAUUUUCAGUUGUUCUUUUUGCCAUAACUUUCUCUGUGAAGACGAUCAGUUUGAACAUCAAGCCAGUUGCCAAGUUUUAGAGGCGGAAACAUUUAAAUGUGUUUCUUGCAAUCGACUGGGUCAGCAUUCCUGUCUCCGUUGUAAGGCUUGUUUCUGUGAUGAUCACACAAGGAGCAAGGUGUUUAAGCAAGAAAAAGGAAAACAGCCUCCCUGCCCUAAAUGUGGACAUGAGACUCAGGAAACUAAGGAUCUUAGCAUGUCAACGCGCUCCCUGAAGUUUGGCAGGCAGGCUGGAGGUGACGAGGGCGAUGGAGCCUCUGGGUAUGACACGUAUUGGAAGAACCUUGCCUCUGAUAAGUAUGGUGAUACCAGCUACCACGAUGAGGAAGAAGAUGAGUAUGAAGCAGAGGAUGAUGACGAGGAGGAAGAAGAAGCUGGAAAGGAUUCAGAUGCCGAGUCAUCAGAGUUGUUUACUAACUUGAAUUUAGGAAGGACCUAUGCUAGUGGCUACGCCCACUAUGAGGAGCAAGAGAACUAGGAGGGCUGCCUGCCCAUUGAUGACCUUGUCUGAGGAGCUGGAAUGUGUGUGCCCGACAAAUCGUGCAUGGAUGUUCAAGAGCACAAGCUGCCACUUAGUGUUGUGUGAGAGACGAGUCACACUUCCAGGGGCAAGGAGUAGGGCGUAGCGUUUUCAUAGGAACUGAUGAUCAGGCUUCUAGCAGAAGAAAAAUGAGUUUCAAAUUUAAGGUGUUUAUUGAUCCAAGCAAUUGAACUAUCAUGGAUUGGAUUUUUACUGAUUUCAGUAACCUAGUAAGUAGGUUUGCCAAUUAAAUACAUAUAUAGGAUAAAGGAAUAGGAUGGUAAUAUAUUUGUUUGAAAUUAAAUUGCUGUUUUUAUUAAAAAACACUGCUUAUAAAAUCAUUCAGUCUGAUUUUGUAAAAUAUAAUGGGUAAAUGAAUUAUUGUAUUUUUCCUUGUUUGUCCACAGGAUAAAAAUCAGAUGUUUUAUGCUAAAUUUUCAUUAAAUAUUCACAAUAUCUUAAGUAGCUAUAUGUAUUUUUUAGCAAUUGACUCAUUCAUUUCUUUCUUCGCACUCUAUGUCCUAUGUAGUACUUCCUUUUAUUGUCUAGAUGUAUAGACAAAGGUGACUAUAUAGCCAUUUUUCAGAGACACAGAAUCAGUAUUAUUACACAGAUGUUUUACCCAGGAAAUUCCAUUUUUCUUUGAAUAAAUCUAGCAUUUCACUUAA
Messenger RNA from Sus scrofa (pig), 2402 nucleotides. RefSeq names its product zinc finger protein 330 (gene NOAZFP). The record is from RefSeq and is a predicted model, not a curated record. Lineage: Eukaryota; Metazoa; Chordata; Mammalia; Artiodactyla; Suidae. Gene Ontology annotation, cellular component: nucleus. Gene Ontology annotation, molecular function: zinc ion binding.